AUAGUUUUAGAAAUGUGCUAUAUAAAUAAAACCUGAUUUGAUUUGAUGCAGGCUACUUAAAUGUAUGUAUACUGCAAGCUUUCCUGUUUUAAAUCAUAUUUCCUGUGCGGUGGUUUUGUAACUGGAGUUCAGCAAUCCUUUUGGACACCCGCAGUGAACAGUCAGCUCAUGGCUGUCAGCUAACACAUUUAGCAUCUCUUGCUCCUCUUUGCUACGCCUCCCUGGUAAAGUUUCCAUGUUGGAAAAUAGUCAAUUGUAGCUAGCUGUUUUUGGUCUGUUGUUUGCUGUGAAAGCGAAUGACAGAACAGGGCCUACCAGCCAUAUUCUACCCAGAGUAGACCUGUUGAUUAACAGUCAGUUUAAGCAUUUCUGAUGAUGCACUUCUUUCCUUCCCAACAGUGUCGAAGGCGGUCGGUUCAAUGUCAGCCAUUGCCCUCAGUGUGACCAUGUACCAUCGCUCCAUGCGCUCCUUCCUGCCCGACAAGGAGAAGCAGCAGUUGAUCUCAUCGGUGGUGUACUUCCUGUGGAACCUGCUCCUCAUCUCCUCUCGCCUCACUGCCCUCGCCCUCUUUGCUUCCGUGCUGCCCUGCUUCAUCUUCACCCACUUCCUGUGUUCCUGGCUAGUUCUGUUCUUCUUCCUCUGGCGAUCCAAGACCGACUUCAUGAGUAGCCCCUGCGGAGAGUGGCUUUACCGAGCCACCGUGGCCCUUAUUUGGUAUUUCGACUGGUUUAACGCGUUCAAAGGGGGGACGAGGUGCAAGACUAUGGUCUACCACGGGUACAUACUGGUGGACAUUUCCGUCCUCUGCAGUUUGUGGUGCUGGAAGAUGAUCACGGAUCCACCAUUGUUUGAAGUUCAACUGCCAUAUGCUGUAAUCGCUGUGGUCACUGUUGUUGCAGUCUAUAUCCUUGGUCUCGUUUUAAAAAUCAUUUAUUAUCGGUGCUACCAUCCAAACCUGUCUAAAGAGGAGUUGAAAGGGGAUGACACUAAAGGGCCCCCGGUUGAUAAACGAUUAAUGAUAUGUGAAAUACCUUCUGAAGAUGUGGUAGAUCUGUCCAAAGAUGAUUUAGAGGACAACGUUAGGUUUAGAGAUCUAAAUGAUGAAGGUCGCAGCAAUCCCGCCAAACCAGCAACCGAAAUCAAACGUUGCAAUAAAAGAAUGAGGAAGUUGGCUGAGAACUUCUACUCCUGACCUGCAUCACCUGACCUCCACCGGACUGAGUCAUGCAGACUUGACCAUCAUGGGGUUGUGAGGGAUAGAAGGACCUGCUUCCUGAUUGUCCUCAGAUUCAACCUCAUGGGUUUAACCUAGACUGCUGCUUGUAAGCACGUAGCCUCAUUCUGCUGUGCACAUGAAGCUGCGUUAUAUUUGAAAGCUAAUCAAAAUCACAUGGGCAAUUACACAAAUUAUUUUAUUUAUUUAUUACAUUUUGAGAUGCCUGUGCCCUCUGAGUGCAUUUCUAGUUAUUACUAGUUCCAUGUGUUUCCUCUUUGUGCAAAAAAGCAUUCCCCUAUUUAAGUGACUGUAUGGAAGGUGGCUCAACUUUAAAGAGAUCCUAUUGUGUUCAUUUGCAGGUUCAUAUGACUAUUUUGUGCCUCUACUGUGAAAUGUACCAUGCUUAAAUGUUGAAAAAGCUCUGCAGCACCUCUUUUCACCCUCUGU
Messenger RNA from Notothenia coriiceps (black rockcod), 1664 nucleotides. RefSeq names its product XK-related protein 8-like. Gene Ontology annotation, biological process: engulfment of apoptotic cell; phosphatidylserine exposure on apoptotic cell surface; apoptotic process involved in development. Gene Ontology annotation, cellular component: plasma membrane. NCBI's taxonomy places the organism in Eukaryota, Metazoa, Chordata, Actinopteri, Perciformes, Nototheniidae. The record is from RefSeq and is a predicted model, not a curated record. Bases 420 to 1193 code for a protein of 257 amino acids. The transcript has a single exon.